AUGGGAAAGCCAAAGUACCUCAAAAAGAAACAGGCCGCCGCCGCCGCAGGCUCCGAGGACGGCGCGGACAAGGAUGUGGGCGACAACACUGAGAGCACAAACGGUUCACCGACGACGACGAACACGCUUGCCAAGAAGUCGGAAGCCGACAAGGAGGAGCCGCACAGCUCUGGCGCCAUGGUGUCCUUUGCUAACCCCGUCUACCGCCAAGGCGUGAACGACAUUCUCGUCGAGAAGCUUGACAUCAGCUAUCAGGGCAACGCCAUCCUGGAGAACGCGACGCUCAACCUCGUGAGCGGGCACCGCUACGGCCUCGUGGGCCCGAACGGGUGCGGCAAAUCGACGUUGCUGCGCGUGCUGGGCUGCCAUGAAAUUCCCUUCCCGUCGCACGUGGACCGCUACUACGUUUCCCAAGAGGUGGAGGCCUCCGACAUGUCCGCGCUAGACGCCGUGCUUGCCGUUGACAAGGAGCGCGAGAAACUCGAGUCGGAGAUGGAGGAUCUGGCGCUUGGGGACCAGGAAGACCCGCACGUGCUGAGCCGUCUGGAUGACAUCUACAAGCGUCUCGACGAGCUCGAAGUCGACACGGCGGCCGCGCGCGCUGGCAAGAUUUUGUUCGGUCUCGGCUUUACCAAGGAGAUGCAGCGCCGCCCAACGAAGGCGUUCUCCGGCGGUUGGCGUAUGCGCAUUUCGCUGGCGCAGGCGCUGUUCAUUAACCCCACCGUGCUACUGCUGGAUGAGCCGACGAACCACCUAGAUAUCGAGGCCGUUGUGUGGCUCGAGAACUACCUCAGCAAGUUCAAGAAGACGCUCUUCAUGGUGUCGCACUCGCAAGACUUCAUGAACAACGUCUGCACGGACAUCUGCCACAUGCACCUGAAGAAGCUUAGCUUCUACGACGGCAACUACGACCAGUAUUGCAUCACCCGGGAAGAGAAGGAGAGCAACCAGAUGAAGAAGUACCAGUGGGAGCAGAACCAGAUCAAGAACAUGAAGGAGUACAUUGCUCGCUUCGGUCACGGUAGUGCUAAGCUCGCCCGACAGGCGCAGUCCAAGGAGAAGACGCUGGCGAAGAUGACCCGCGGCGGUCUCACGGACGCGGUCGUCAAGGACAGCCGCAUCAACUUCGAGUUCCCGUGCGCCGGCCCGCUGCCACCGCCGAUGCUGCAGUUCCGAGAGGUCUCCUUCAACUACCCGGGACGCCCCUCCCUCUUCACGAACCUCGAUCUCGGCGUCAACAUGGACUCCCGCAUAUGUCUCGUCGGCCCCAACGGUGCUGGCAAGACGACUCUGACGAAGCUCAUGUGCCGCGAGCUGGAGCCGACAGCCGGGUACGUAGCGAAGAACGCGCACUGUGUCAUGGCCCGCUUCCAUCAGCACUUUGUGGACCAAAUCAACAUGGAUCUGACGCCGCUGGAGUGGAUGUCGCAGGAGUACCCGGAGGUGACGCAGCCGCCGAUCCUGCGCAGUGCCCUGGGCCGCUUCGGCGUGUCGGGCAAAGCGCAGAUGACACCGAUGAAAACGCUCUCGGACGGUCAGAAGUCGCGUGUGGUAUUCGCGUGGAUGGCGUACAGGCGCCCGCACUUUAUGAUUCUCGAUGAGCCGACGAACCACCUGGACAUCGAGUCCAUCGACGCCCUCGCCGACGCCAUCAACAGCUUCGAGGGUGCCGUCGUGGUCGUCUCGCACGACCUGCGGCUCCUGGCGCAGAUUGCCGAUGAAAUCUGGAUCGUUGAGAAGGGCGAAGCGAAACGCUUUAAUGGUGACAUUGCGGACUACAAGGAGCACGUGCAGAAUGAGGUGAACCGCAUGAUGCAGAGCUACGCGGCCUCGCUCUAA
Leishmania mexicana MHOM/GT/2001/U1103 is the source of this 1839-nucleotide messenger RNA. Its product is annotated as putative ABC transporter. The record is from RefSeq and is a predicted model, not a curated record. The transcript has a single exon. Lineage: Eukaryota; Euglenozoa; Kinetoplastea; Trypanosomatida; Trypanosomatidae. Gene Ontology annotation, molecular function: ATP hydrolysis activity; ATP binding. Bases 1 to 1839 code for a protein of 612 amino acids.